Messenger RNA from Oncorhynchus keta (chum salmon), 1187 nucleotides. Its product is annotated as zinc finger protein ZFAT-like. NCBI's taxonomy places the organism in Eukaryota, Metazoa, Chordata, Actinopteri, Salmoniformes, Salmonidae. The transcript is spliced from 4 exons. The record is from RefSeq and is a predicted model, not a curated record. Bases 87 to 341 code for a protein of 84 amino acids.
CUCUGUCCCUCCAUACUGUAGGCAGGCAGUUCCAGUGUACAGAGUGUGAUUACAGCGCUGCACAGAAACCUCUACUGGUACGACACAUGGAGCAGCACGCCUCUUUCAAGCCCUACCGCUGCGGCCACUGUCACUACUCCUGUAACAUAGCAGGACCCCUGAAGAGACAUUACAGCAAGAAGCACCCCAACCAGGAGUACUGUAACGCAGGGCCUGGGCCAGCCACCUCUGAGGCUGUGGAGCAGCAAGGUGGAGUGAAGUGUCCUGUGUGUGACUGUCCUGUAUCUCUUGGUAGAGUGAAGUGUCCUAUAUCUCUAGGUAGAGUGAAGGGUCCCGUGUGAGACUGUCCUAUAUCUCUAGGUGGAGUGAAGUGUCCUAUAUCUCUAGGUAGAGUGAAGUGUCCUGUGUGUGACUGUCCUGUAUCUCUAGGUGGAGUGAAGUGUCCUAUAUCUCUAGGUAGAGUGAAGUGUCCUGUGUGAGACUGUCCUGUAUCUCUAGGUGGAGUGAAGUGUCCUAUAUCUCUAGGUGGAGUGAAGUGUCCUGUGUGAGACUGUCCUGUAUCUCUAGGUGGAGUGAAGUGUCCUAUAUCUCUAGGUAGAGUGAAGUGUCCUAUAUCUCUAGGUGGAGUGAAGUGUCCUGUAUCUCUAGGUGGAGUGAAGUGUCCUGUAUCUCUAAGUGGAGUGAAGUGUCCUCACUAGGUGGAGUGAAGUGUCCUAUAUCUCUCUAGGUGGAGUGAAGUGUCCUAUAUCUCUAGGUGGAGUGAAGUGUCCUAUAUCUCUAGGUAGAGUGAAGUGUCCUAUAUCUCCAGGUAGAGUGAAGUGUCCUGUAUCUAGGCGGAGUGAAGUGUCCUGUGUGUGACUGUCCUACAGUGCCUUGCGAAAGUAUUCGGCCCCCUUGAACUUUGCGACCUUUUGCCACAUUUCAGGCUUCAAAACAUAAAGAUAUAAAACUGUAUUUUUUUGUGAAGAAUCAACAACAAGUGGGACACAAUCAUGAAGUGGAAUGACAUUUAUUGGAUAUUUCAAACUUUUUUAACAAAUCAAAAACUGAAAAAUUGGGCGUGCAAAAUUAUUCAGCCCCUUUACUUUCAGUGCAGCAAACUCUCCAGAAGUUCAGUGAGGAUCUCUGAAUGAUCCAAUGUUGACCUAAAUGACUAAUGAUGAUAAAUACAAUCCCACCUGUGUGUA